AUUCCUUCUUUGCAGAAAUACUUAAAAAUAUUGGAGCCUUAGACAGUUUCACUAGGCAAUCAGUGCUUGAAAGGAAAACUUGUAUAAUACAGGAUAUUCUAAUCACUAGCUCUGUGUACCAAAAAUAGCAGUUUUUAGUAAUUUAGGCUCCGCUGCUGCAAUUGGAUCCACUCUGGCAGAAACUGCAUGUAAAACUGUUAGUACAGCAUCCUGGUUGCACAAAUAAAAUGACAAGAAGUCAGGCACCGUAAGACCGUCAUUAGUUUUGCCACACUGCUAAUAUGUACAGGUUGAACCUCUUUAGUUCGGCAGUCUGAUCUGGCAAUAUCUGUGGUCUGGCAUUAUUUUAGUUAGCCUGUGGUUCGGCAAAUUCUCUGGUUUGGCACGGGUCAGUCCCAAGGGUGCUGAACUAGAAAGGUUCAGUCUGUUACAAUAGCAUUAUUCAAAAUAUGUUGUUUUUUUUUUUUACAGCACCACUAUAUUUUUUGUACCAUUGUAUUUGUGGAAGUCCCUAUUAUUAGACCAGAUAUAUCUCAUGUAUCACAAUAAAUGUCUAGUUUUUAAUAAUUUCCAGAUUAUUGUCUAUUCUUUGUGUAUCUUUAAUAUAGAAAAUAUAUGAUGUACCUUAGGUAUAAUACAAUUGAAUGUUCUUUCAGCGAUAUGGACAAUCUAAUGCAAUAAUUAAAACAUUAGUUUUUUAUUUCCUGGCUUGUUGUGAUUUGAAUUGUGCAACCUUGAACUAAUUUAGGGAUUUGUGUUCAAGAUUUUAUUGUAGUUUAACAUUUGACUUUCUAAGCUAUUAUAACCAAUUACUGCAGUUUUUCUUUAAGAAAGUGCUUCUACAAACCACUGCAGCAUCCUUAGAAUGCUUUUGUAACUGCUGGUCUUUCCCUUAAUGAAGAGAGGUAAUGAGAAAGGAAGAGGAGAAAAUAGAUGGACAAGAAGAAAGGCAGGAAAGAAAGACAGAUAAUACAAGAAAAGGAGAUGGGAAGGAGAAAUGGAAAAAGAAAAAAAGGGGUUGAAAGAACACUAGUGCUGGAAUGUAAAAGAAAUUCACCAGGCUGCUGACUAUCUCAAAGUGGAGGAGGUGGUCACUAAAUGUAAAGUAAAGAUGGAAGACUUUGCUUUUAUUGCUAAUCCCUCCUCUACAGAGAUUUCUAGUAUUACUGGAAACAUUGAACUGAACCAACAGACUUGCCUUCUCACUCUUCGAGAUUACAAUAAUCAAGAGAAAUCUGAUGCCCCUUCUGCAGAUUCAGUUCAGCCGCAGGCAAAAAAAGUGGGUUUAGAAAAGAAAUCUGCUCAGACCAGAAAGCGAAAAAAGGCUUUUAACGCUCAGAAAAACAUGAAGAAUAAACCAGUGCAAUAUCAGAAUGACAUAAUUGAGAAUUCAUCAGUCGAUAUGUUUUUAGAUGCAAAUAAACUGGCUACACAGAUAACCGAACAAGCUGCCCAAGGCAGCGAUAACUCAGAACUACUACUACCAUCUGUGGUGGAAAGUGAAACUUUUGCAGCACAAGAUGUUUUAGUUCAGACUAUAGCAGUGAAACAAAAACGGGCGAAGCCACAGCAGAACUGUGCAUUGAAAGAACACUGUAUGUCUAAUAUAGCUAGUGAAAAGAACUCUUAUCAGCUGGAGAGCUCAGGAGAAUAUCUCGAUCAGAAAUACUCCAAGGCCAAGCCAGUGUGCAACACUUGUGGGAAAGUGUUUUCAGAAGCCAGUAGUCUACGACGACACAUGAGAAUACACAAAGGAGUAAAACCUUAUGUGUGCCAACUCUGUGGGAAAGCAUUUACACAGUGUAAUCAGCUGAAAACACAUGUCAGAACUCACACAGGGGAGAAGCCAUACAAAUGUGAACUGUGCGACAAAGGCUUUGCCCAGAAAUGCCAGCUAGUUUUCCACAGUCGUAUGCAUCAUGGGGAAGAGAAACCGUAUAAAUGUGAUGUAUGCAAUCUGCAGUUUGCAACUUCAAGCAAUCUGAAGAUUCAUGCAAGGAAGCACAGUGGUGAGAAGCCCUAUGUGUGUGAUAGGUGUGGACAGAGGUUUGCCCAGGCCAGCACGCUUACGUACCAUGUUCGUCGCCAUACAGGAGAGAAGCCGUAUGUGUGUGACACCUGUGGCAAAGCAUUUGCAGUGUCCAGUUCUCUUAUCACUCAUUCACGAAAACAUACAGGAGAGAAGCCAUAUAUUUGUGGCAUUUGUGGCAAAAGUUUUAUUUCCUCGGGAGAGCUCAAUAAACACUUUCGGUCUCAUACAGGUGAACGACCAUUUAUAUGUGAACUCUGUGGAAAUUCUUACACAGACAUAAAAAAUUUAAAAAAGCACAAAACGAAAGUCCACACAGGAUCUGAAAACCCCCUUGAUUCGAACACAGUUGAUAAUUCCUACAAUGAACAAGAAUCUAUUCAGAAUCAGAAAAGCCCUUUGUCAGAGUCUACAGAUGAAAAGCCUUCUGAGAUGUCUUUACCACUCACUCUUCCCAUUGGGACUGAAGACCAUCAGAUGCUGUUGCCUCUAACUGGUAAUCAGUCUCCUUCCUCAGACUCAUUGCUGAGAUCUGCUGUGACUGGAUAUUCAGAACCUCAGUUUAUUUUCCUGCAGCAGUUAUACUGACUUUUUGUGUGAGAUGGGAACCAACAAAACAGUUUUGGUAGUGAACGCACAUGUUGGUAAAAUGAACGUAAUCAUUCAAGCUGUUGGAUUUACUCUUAAUCAUUCUUUUCAGAGAAGACAUUUGGUAAUGUAUCUACACUGUGUAGUGCUGUUUCUUACUACUUGUUACAUUUUGCUAAUCUGGAAUCAUAGUUAUUGUAAUUGACCACUGACAUUAGGAGGAAAUACUGUUCCAGAGCACCUGCCUUAAGAAUCGUCUGUUAAAUAGACAUGUAACUGUACUCUGGAGCUCUCCUCCAACGCUUAUGCCGAGAUAGUCUGUUACAGUGUCAUUUGUGAGCAGACUUUCAAGCCAUAUUUUCAUUUCUGUUAAUUAAAUACCUUAACUCGGAGUUGUGGUCUUUGUAGAAAAAAAUUUCAUGACCAAUUUAUUAAACACAGGCUCCCACACUCCAGGACACUGUAAGAGGAGUAUAUGAUGGCAACCAGGCCAGUUCUCUGGUGAAAUGUUUUUGAAGCAUUAUUGGUGUUAAACAGAAGCAGCAAUUUGCCAGUCUGAGACUAGAUGGAAAGCUUUGGACAAAUGCCACUAAUAGGGGAGGGAGGCUUUUUCCUUGAGCAAUGAUUUAGAGUCUAGAUAGUAUAUACAGUAGCCUUUCCUUUUUCAAGGCCUGGAUUCACAUUCAAAAGUGACAAGCUAUAAUCUCUCCACAUCUCCCAAACAUCUAGAGUUUGAAAAAGGAGCAGUCUUCUGCUUAGGACAGGUCAAAAGAGAUAAUUGAUCUGUCCUUCAGCAUUCAGCAUAUUAAGAUUAUUGUAGGUAAGAAUGUGUGUUGAGUAAGCUGUAAAUAGACAUCAGUAGCACAUGUCUGACUUUCAUCAUUAUAGUUAUUCAUAUUGUAGAGCCUAGAGCUUCCAGUCAGGAUCAGACCCCUUUUGGUUUAAGCAUUUUACAGAGACAUCAGAGGAGAGAGAUUUUGCCCUGCUGCAGAGUUUAUAAUAAAUGAGCGAUACGUUUACUCUAAAAAAUUAAGUGAAAGCUAAAAAUGAAGGUGUUUUAGUAAAGAUUGACCAGAGGCCAUAAACUUUUGGGCCACAAUAGGCUCUUAAUAUUCCAUUACAGAAUUUGGGCAGGUAUAAUAGAAAAACAUUUAAUUAAAAAUAAAUGCAGUGUUUGUUUACUGCUUUAUUUCUUAUGCCAAUAGUGCAGUUUUAGGCAGUUGCUGUCUUUUGUAGCAAGACCUAUGUGAAAAAGGGAUGUUUUUAUGCCAGCUGUGUGGGGUGUUUUUUUCCGUUUAACAGAAACUUGUGCUGGGGUUGGCGCACAGAGCAGAAAUUAGUCUGUUCAAUUCCUCUUUGUCGCUUCUGUCUGCUCUAUAAGGUGCUGAGACAAACUAUCCUGCCCUUUCUGCUAAGGGUCCUUCUUAAGGUUUCUCUUGGGCUUUUUACUUCCUCACACCAGUUGGUUUUCACUGAACAGCUUUAUGUGGAAUCUUUGUGUUGGCAUCCAUAGUACAUGUCCCAGACAUGAUCAGGGCUUCCUUUUGAGUCUCAUGGAAAUGAGUUGAUGAUUUCAUGGAUCUUUUCAUUGGUAAUGAAGACUCUUAGUGUCCAGAUUCUUUCAUUUUCUGCCUAACCAUUUGGUAGGAUUACCAGCUGUCACAGCCACAUAUUAGACUGAAAUUACAUUUGAAUUGAAAAUUCUGAUGCUAUAUAAUUGAUUUCCAUAUUAAGAUUAGUAAAUACUAUACGUCUCUUUCCCAUUCUUGAUGUCACUUCCUUCUUGAGAUGUCCAUUGGUCAGCGUGAUGCUGCCCAAGUAGAUGAAUAGGUUUUAUUUUCUUGGUAGUUUUGCCUUCUAGGUUUCAAAGAUGUUUGUUGUUAGCAUGAGUAAUUUUGAGCCAUGAUUGGCCUGUUGUUUUUUGCAAGGUUGUCUGUCUUUAUUAGUAAUGUUUCCUCAGUGUUAUUCAGCACAAUAUUAUCAACAAGAGCUGGCCAAAAUAUGGCCCAUUGGCCAGAUGCAGCCCGCCAAGCCAGCAGCACAAAGGACGCUUCAGUCAGGUUCUCUGCCAACCCUCUUCUCUACACCGCUCAGAAAAACUGGGUUCAAGGCCCAGUUUCUGUGAACAGCUGCAAGUCUGAGGCUCGGCACGCUUCCCCCCAGCACAAUCUUGUAACUCCCAUUGUUUGAAGAACAGGCAGCACACGAAGCACCCAAUCUUCCCCUCCGCUUGGGCUCAAAACUGUUCACAGAUGCACAAAACCCCACAGCUGGCUGCUCUGAGCAGCCUGCCAGGGCAUGGAAAGCAGGGAACCUGCCGGGUUGCUGGUCUGGAGUUGCCCAAGUGUCUCCAUGCCAGAGCCUGCCUCUGCCACGCAGCCCUUCCUUCCCCCCCCCAAACCUCUGCUUCCCCCAUCUCUCCCCUACCUCACAUAACCCAAAUCCUGUCUCCCAUUCUCCAGUCCCAGACCCUGCACCCAAAUCCGCUGCCCCAGGUCACAACCACUCCCUUCACCCAAACUCCCUCCCUGUUCCCACACUGCUUCCAUAUACCCCAUUCUCUUUACCCUAAAUUCCCUUCUGCAACCAACCAUCCCAGAUACUGCACCUCCUCCAUUAAUAUCAUGGAAGAGUGUGGUCCUUGACCAUCUACCACAUUCUUGGAGUGGCCUCCCAAUAAAAAUUAUUGACCACCCUAGUCUAGACUUUCUAGACUUUUGCCAACUCCCCAUGCUAUGCCAGUGUUAGCAUUGCUAAUACAUUGCUUCAAUAUUCAAUCUAUGGCAAUAUUCGGUCUAUGCCAAAUAGGAGCAGCAAUAAAAUGCCUUGUUUUAUGUUAUUGUCCAUACUGAACCAUUCAGUUGUUGAUUGAUGGUUUAGCCUUGCAGAGCACCUCAUAUCUCUGUGUAUGGUCUUGAUGGUGAUUACAACUUUAGCUGGGAUUCAUAGGACUAAAGAAUGAAUAGUCCAUAAUAUAUGUCUACUUUUGAAAAAAAUAAUCAGUGAAAUUGUUCUGGGCAGUUUGCCACUCUAAAUCCUCUUCUGUGCUUGUCCUUAGCUAAAUAUCUGGUCUACACAGAAUCUCUUGGGCCUGAAUUAAGCCUGUUUUCUAAGCUUUGCACCCACUGCCUCUUUCAACCCAUAUAGUAGGGCCCUACAGAAGGCAUUCCUUGCAACAGAGUAGUGUAUCCCCUCUCCAGUUGUUAAGGUCAGUAAAAUCACCCCUUUUUGGAUAUUCUGAUAAUGAUUCCAUGCUUCCACUGGUCGAUAGGGAAGAAGUGUAACCAUUUAAAUGGUUAACAUAUAAGCAUCAGCUUAUUGGUUUCUGUUACGGUUACAUACCGGUUCCCGCUCCUCGGGUGCCAGCUGUCAUCCUGCAUUGUGGGCUCUGCAGUAUAGUUAUACCACAGAGUCCACAGGGAAACUGGCUUCCAGGAAGCAGGGCUGGGAGCUUGUGUGACUCCUGGUGCAUUCCGGUUCCCAGCUCUGUUUCUGGAGAGCUGGCUGCGCUGCAGUAUAAGGAUUAUAUAUAAGUUUUAUAUUGCAGAGCAUGCAGUGCAUGUGACUGUUUAAAUUUGUAAUGGUUAUACCAUUACAUUUUUAACUGAUUUCUUUUACAUCCCUAUUGUCAGGAGACUUUUCUUUUCCCCGAACUAUUGAAAACGUCUGUCAAUUUCAUUAAUGGGAUGGUAUCAAAUCCUUUUAGCAUUUCUGGAGCGAUUUGAUUAUCUGCUGCUGCUGCUUUUUUAUUUGUUUUCAGUUUGCUUAUUGUGGGCCUUUACUACUGUCAUCUCUUUUGGACUAAUGUUAACAUCAAGUUGGUCAGGUUUGCAUGUUUAAAUGGAAGUUUGUUACUGAAGUCAGCUUUGGUCUGUUGAGGCCUUCUUUGAAUGCUCUGUCCAUUUAUUUUUUCUGUUGUACCUUAGUAGUAAACAUUUUCUAUCUUUGAUUUUAUUGGCCUGUUUCUUAUUCUGAAAUUGACAUGCAGUAUUUUAGUAACUUGGUAAAUAGCUCUGAUAACCCUAAAGCUGCUAGAUCUUCAGUGUAUUUUCUAGGGGGGUAAAAAUCGUGUCAUAGGGAACUGUGUAACUGCUGAAAAUCUCAGCGGUUACAUGGUUACCUGCACUGCAGGCUCUGCAGUAUAAAGUUUAUAAUGCAGAUCUAGCAGGUGCAAGCAGCCCUUGCUUGCCUGGCUACUGGGGAGGGGGCUUUACUGCUGGAGCAAAACCAUCUGCCUGGCUUCUUGGGAGGAGACUUCACUGCUGAAGAGAAGCCUCUUCCCCAUUGGUUAGCCCUUGCCUUCCUGGCUCCUGGGAAAGAAGCUUCGCUGCCCUCCCCGGGAGCUGGCUGAGUAUAACCGAUACCAUUAACUGAUAAUCCGUAGUAUUUUCAUUCAUCUGCCUUUCUGUCGCGUUUUACCUCUCAUCUGCUUUUGUGCACUCCUCUACAUUUUCCAAUCCUCUGGUUGAUUUUAUCAUUUAGGAAUUUUCUUUUAAUACCUUUUCAUCCUUUUAAUACCAUUCAUGAGAUGCCAUAUCUCUUGAGUUAUCCAGUUCUGUCUGUCUCUCUUGAUACCCAACUGUGGCUAGUGCAGUUUGAAUCACAUUGUAAACCUGGCCGAAGGAGAUUACGUUAGCUUCCUUUAAAACAACAGCAAAAAGAAAACCAAGCAACUUCCGAUUUCUGAUAGCAACACUGCUUAAGCUCCAUCGUGAUUAGGGGGAAUCUUUUUAUGCCUCGCCAAGCCAAUCUUAAAACUGUCAAGAAUCGUUGAGCCACAGAGGCAUGUUUUCUCCAGUCAACCAGCACUAGUGAUAUUAAGUGCAUUCUUUGUUGAUUGUUGAUACCAUUUUAUCUGUAUUGGUACUUUGUGUCCAGGCCUUGGUAAACAGUGGAUUGUAAAAGAUGCCUCUUAAUAUUCCUACUCUCCACCAUAUCUUCACCUGAAUUAAAAGGGCUUCAUGAAACAUUUCUUAGUAGAUUUCUUUGAAAUCCUCUGAAGAGAGGUCCUUAGUUCCUUGGCAUGGCUGUUUUUUACUUAUUGCUUUCUUAAUCCAUGUGUCUGUUUUUGUCUUUGUACCUUUUCAGUGAAAUAAACCUUUCAUUUUUUUUAUUUAUCAUUUAAAAUGUGGCAUGUGUAAUACUAGUUUUGAUUGUUUAAUGCUUAAUUACAAGUGGUCAGUUUACUGGUGGGGUUACUGGACGUUAUGAAGUACAACCAAGUCUCCCCCCUGCCAUUGCUUCCUGACUUUCACUCUCUUCACUUUGCUCGUCUCCAUCAUGUUUAUGCCAUAGCAUUUGCCAGCACCUACUGUCAUUUUACACACUGGUUUAGGACAUUGGAGAAAUUGUUUUAGGUUUUCAGUAGUGCAGUGUGGCUUUUUGCAUUCUUUUGAAAUCUGUUUUUUCCUCGUAAUCUCUCACGGAUUCUUUGGCCAACUGGCAAUUCUAUGACUGAAGAAGCGUACCAAAAAGCAGGGUCUUGAAUAUAAAUGACAAAGGUUUACUCCAUGUAACCAGAUCUAAGGCAGCAGUUACUGACCAAAAAUACAGCAAAGGCAUAAAGAUGAAUACAGUUUUAAUAAUUAGUUUCGCACAGAAGCAAAGCUCUGCCAGCUCUUAUGGUUAUACUGCUAUUUGGCAAGUUCAUCUUUAAAUGUAUUAAAGUACAUCUCUUCUGAUGUGUUACUACUUCUUUUCAAAAAAAUUAAUUUAUUCAGAAUUACUGAGUAAUGCAUAUAUUACCAGAAGAGCAAACUAACUCUGAGAAACACUUUCCUAUAUAGAACAUGCAUUCCAUAAGAAUAUUUGUUUCAACAGUUUUUAUAUUUCUAAAAUUUUAGAUGACUACAGUAUUCUUAAAUCUCAGACUUUUAAAAAAAAUCAGGGCUUAGAUUUAUACAGGAUCCAGUUUAGAUAUUUAUAGAAGUGACAUUUACUUUAUAUUACUCAUUCAGUUUUCUUUAUACACAAGAAGAUCAUCAUUUUUACAAGACAAUUUUAAAUUUCUCUCCACAGAAUGCACAGGUUCUGAUAAAGUUGUUCUCUUGCAGCAAUAAUUUAAUGGUCUUCACUCUUGAAUACGAAUUCUUAUCCUCAGCUUAGAUGAAAAUGACUCAGCUGCUGAGUUGAUUUCCUUUAAAUAUAUUAAUUUAACAUGUAAUUUAAAAAAAUGUUUGGGUGCUGUAGAACUUUGAAAGAGAGCUAUACUGUAUAUCUAUGACAAUGCCUGGAGUACUUUCCAUGCAUCUCUCAUUUGGAGGCUUAGUGCUCUCAAGUUCAGUUUUGAGCUGGAAGUUGCAUCAGGAGGUUUGAUGGUCCAUGCUUGUGGAAUAGGGGGAAAGCAUGGACAUCUUAAAUAGUCUAAUGCAGUUAAUAGCCGAAUUAUCCUCUCUGGAAAAUGAAAGUGGGAGCAUUAAAAUUUCUUUAAAAGCUUGAAAAAGACUUCUAGAGAAUAUCUCCAGUGUAAUUGAGAUCCCAAAAAGUCCACUAACUUCAAUGGAAGUUUUGCCUGAGGGUUUGACUACUCUUGUAAAUUUACCAAAAUAGCUAGUUAUUCCAGAAUGGGUAGUUGUACCAGAAUAGCUACUCUGCAAUAAUUAUUUUGUUAAGUUCAAAGAGUAGAAAAGGCCUGAGUAAGGAUUGAAAGACUGGGCUUUGAGAGAGGCAGUUGGCAAGACUUACAGCAAUAUGUCUAGAUAAGAACUAGUAAUCAAUUUGGGUUAAGUUAUUUUUGAAGUAUUUUUCCUGUAUGUACAAAGUGUUUUUCCUUCUGUUAUGUGUAUAUAGUUCAACUCUUUUUUAUAAUCCCAUGUGAGGGUUUUGUAUAUACAUAGGUUGCAGUGUUUAUGUUAGACUUUUAAUAAAUUUGUUUUGUAAUUUU
Pelodiscus sinensis (Chinese soft-shelled turtle) is the source of this 9500-nucleotide messenger RNA. It is a transcript of the gene MYNN, whose product is annotated as myoneurin. The record is from RefSeq and is a predicted model, not a curated record. Gene Ontology annotation, biological process: regulation of transcription by RNA polymerase II. Gene Ontology annotation, cellular component: nucleus. NCBI's taxonomy places the organism in Eukaryota, Metazoa, Chordata, Testudines, Trionychidae. Gene Ontology annotation, molecular function: DNA-binding transcription factor activity, RNA polymerase II-specific; RNA polymerase II cis-regulatory region sequence-specific DNA binding; protein binding.